AUGGAGAAUCAAAACAAUAAUAAUAACAGUAGUAAUACUACAGCAACGACAACGGCACCAACAACAACAACAGCAGCAACAACAACAACAGGAGGUAAUAAUAACAAUAUAAAUAAUAUGAAUCAUACAAAUACAAAUACUAAUAAUGAACAAACGACUACUACUAUAAAUACUACAUUAUCAGUGAAUAGACCAAUACCAUCAGUAGGAGGAGGAAUGAAUAAUACUUUUAAUAAUAAUAACAACUCUAAUAAUAAUAAUAACAUGGUAAUGGAUCCAGUCAAAACGUUUGAACACUUGCUUAGAAAGUCACAAAGAUUGUUUAUUGGUUUAAGAGACUUGCCUCAAUUUGGUAGACAGUGGCAACCUUUCUUUCAAAAGACAUUUGAGUUAUAUACAAAACUUUGGAAACAUCAACAAAAAUAUAGAGCCAUCUUGGAGGACAAGAGUAAAUAUGGAUUAAAGAGAUGUGAAAUUGGUGAAAUUGCUUCUAAAAUUGGUCAACUUUAUUAUCAUUACUAUUUAAGAACUUGUGAUACCAACUAUUUAAAUGAAUCUUAUAUAUUUUAUGAAGCAAUUAGACUUCGAUCAUACUUUAAAGAUGUUUCUUCAUUGGAUCCAAAAGUACCAGAUAUGAUGGUAAAACAAUUAAGAUAUUAUGCAAGAUUUAUAGUGGUUUGUUUACUUUUAAAUCGAAAGAAAGUGGUAUAUGAAUUGGUAGAGGAAUUUUAUAAACAUGUCGAUGAAUAUACCAAACAAUACAAACCAAGCGAUGCUAAUGAAUGGAGUAUUGUACUUCAAGAAAUAUUUACCUUUUUACAAGCAGAACAAUGUAUUUCAAUUACUUCUGACAACACUGCUACCACCUCCACUACUGGUUCUUCUACAACUACCACCUCGUCUACGACCACUGCAACAGUUGCACCGGUUCAAAUAUCUCAUAGACUUUCAUCAAGUAAUAAUAUUACUCUUAAUGAAUCAACAUCAUCACCAUCGAUUACAUCAUCGACUACAACAACACCAAUUCUUCAACAGGCAAUACUUGUGAGUAAUCAUGCAAGUCAAAUCAAAUUUAGUGAAAUCACACUUGACAUGUUUAGAAUGGUUCAAUCUUUAGAAUAUGAUUUCCAAGAUACAAACACUAAUAAUAAUAAUAAUAACAUUGUAAAUGAAAGACAUCAAGAAAGCAAACAAGAAUUAUCAUCAUCAUCAUCAUCUGGUAAAAAGAAAAACCCUCAUAAAUAUUUAUUGUACAGACCUACCAUUUCCCAAUUAUUCCAAUUCUUAUCAAAUUCAACAAAGGAAAUGGGAGGAGCAUUAUUAUUAUAUCUUUCAAUAGAUGGAAUUAAAAAUCAAAUAGAUACUAGUGAUGUUAGAAGUGAACAAUAUUCCAAAGGUUUAUUAAUGAAUGUUCAAAAGAAUACUACAGAGGUUCAAUCAAAUAAUAAUAAUAAUAAUAAUAAUAAGUCAACCACUAAAAACCAAUCUCCACAAUCUCAACAACCAGUACAAUCACAACAACAACAACAAUCACAAGAUGUUAAAAUCGAUGCAUUGUAUCCAGUUGACAUUUUACCAUUCUGUAGAAGACCAUUCUUUUUAAUCAUUGAUUCACAAAGUAGUCAUAUCUUUAAUCAAUUGAUGCCACCAUUUGAUCAACCAUACGUUGCUUUAUUAUCUCCGAUAUCAACUCCAAAGAAAAUUUCAACCAAUCCAAAAAGAACAUCACCAUUUGGUAAUUUAUUUACAUUUUAUUUACAUGAUCCAUUGGGAGCAUUCUGUGAUACUACUGGAGUAUACAAGAUCUCGGCCAAGGGUCUUUCCAAUUAUCAAUCAAUUGUUCAACAAACACUUGUCAGUAUUUUGAAGCAAUUGACCGAGUGCACUACUUUGCACCAAUCCUAUCGAUAUUUCUUGGGUGAUGAUUUCUUGAAAACCUUUAUUCUUAGAUUCAUCUUUUGUCAUACAGUCUAUGCACUCCACAAGGAUUUCCAAUCCCCAAAACCAAUACAACCAACAACCCCCGAGGCAGAUCAAAACAUAUACCAAGUAUCAUGUCAACCACCACUCCCAACAACAUUUUCCAAUUCAAUCAUCCACCAUCACAUCAAUCAAUUAGCACAGGCAUUGAAUGUUGUCGAUCAAUUUAAUUUCAAUGCAGAUUUAUUAAAUACUUAUCAAACCAACAACAACAAUAAUAGUAACGGUAGUGGUCAACUAUCAAAUAAUGAAAUUGAAUCUACCAAUCAUCAAGCAACUCAAUUACAAAAAUUACAUAUAUAA
Messenger RNA from Cavenderia fasciculata, 2283 nucleotides. Its product is annotated as UPF0682 family protein. The record is from RefSeq and is a predicted model, not a curated record. The transcript is spliced from 5 exons. Gene Ontology annotation, cellular component: nucleus. Gene Ontology annotation, biological process: DNA-templated transcription. Bases 1 to 2283 code for a protein of 760 amino acids. Lineage: Eukaryota; Evosea; Eumycetozoa; Acytosteliales; Cavenderiaceae. Gene Ontology annotation, molecular function: transcription corepressor activity.